UGGAGGUGUAUCUUAUGCAACAAGGACCGCUCGUGCGCCAUAAUAGUUUGCCGCCACAACCUACUGAGAAGGCUGACGCAGAGCACGUUAAUCUAGUAUAGAGAUUAUAAAUUUAUUAAAAACAAUAACGUGUAUCGAAGUACAUGCUUUGAGUACUUUUUGCGGCUUUGGAUAAUUCCCGGCUGUAAUAAAACAAUACUGAAGAGCGCCGUCGUUUUAAACGAGGAUUCCGUUAGGCCGCAAUAACACGAUCUCCACCAUCAUGGCCGACGACUUUGACAUCGAAGCCAUGCUUGAGGCGCCUUAUAAAAAGACAUGCCUAUAUCUCACCUCUACUCCCAUGAAUUCCAGUGUGAACUGUCAAAAAAAUGAAGGGCGAGAUGUGUGACAGAGGUGGCAUCGAACUCUUACAAUCCACGAAGGCAAAUGGGGUGAAGAUCACUGGAAUGGCAUCCACCACAGGAACUCACUUAGUGGCUGGCUGCUAGCAUUGCCACUUUGGGUCUUAUAGGCACAGAUAGUCUUGGAUGAGACGAAGUCCAUAAGUUCCAAUGGCCAUGAAGAACGGAGCAAGAAAGACCUGAAUGGAUUAAAUUGAAAAUCACUGUAAGUGUUUCUAUAACAUUGCAGUCAUGAGCCAGCAGAUUACAUUGGGUUAACAAUGUUCAAAUUGACAAGUGUAAACUUUUAAAAUGGAAGGAAAAAGAAGAGCAGAAGUCGUAGUAGGAGCAGGGAGAGAAAGAGAAGCAAGAGCCGGGACCGCAAAAGAAGCAAGAGCCGGGACAGGAGUCGUGAACGAAAGAGAAGCCGAAGCCGCGACAGGAGACGCAGUCGGAGCAGAGAGAGGAAGCGCAGCCGUUCCAGGAGCAGGGAGCGUGCAGGUCGCUUCAGAACAGCCUUCCGGAAAAAGUCUAGGAGCCGCAGCCCAUUCAAACGGGACAAAAGUCCUAUCAGACAACCUAUAGAUAAUCUCACACCAGAGGAGAGGGAUGCCCGCACAGUCUUUUGCAUGCAACUUGCUGCCAGAAUUCGGCCCCGGGACCUAGAGGAAUUCUUUUCUGCUGUGGGGAAAGUGAGGGAUGUGAGGAUGAUCUCUGACAGAAACUCCAGAAGGUCCAAGGGAAUUGCCUACAUUGAAUUUGUGGAAGCCACCUCUGUACCACUAGCAAUAGGUCUGUCUGGGCAAAGGCUGCUUGGAGUACCAAUCAUUGUUCAGGCUUCACAGGCUGAAAAGAACAGAGCUGCUGCAAUGGCCAACAACUUGCAAAAAGGUAGUGCUGGGCCUAUGAGGCUGUAUGUUGGCUCGCUACAUUUCAACAUCACAGAAGACAUGCUCAGAGGGAUCUUUGAACCCUUUGGAAGGAUUGAUAGUAUUCAGCUUAUGAUGGAUAGCGAAACAGGGAGAUCCAAGGGAUAUGGCUUUAUCACUUUUGCUGAUGCUGAGUGUGCUAAGAAAGCCUUGGAACAGCUAAAUGGCUUUGAACUGGCUGGCAGGCCAAUGAAAGUGGGUCAUGUAACUGAGCGCACUGAUGCAUCUACAGCCAGCUCUUUCUUGGAUAACGAUGAACUUGAAAGGACUGGCAUUGACCUGGGCACCACUGGGAGGCUGCAGCUAAUGGCCAGGCUGGCUGAAGGGACUGGACUGCAGAUCCCCCCCGCUGCUCAGCAGGCUCUUCAGAUGAGCAACUCAAUGGUGGCAAUGGCAGCAGCUACGGCGGCAAUGAAUCCAGGAUUGAGUUUUAAUAUCAACGUUCCCACAAAUCAACCUCUCAAUCUACCUUCUCAGCCGAUUGCCACCCACUGCUUCCAGCUGUCCAACAUGUUUGAUCCAAAUUCGGAAAAUGAACUUGGAUGGGAUAUUGAAAUCCAAGAUGAUGUAAUUGAAGAAUGUAACAAACAUGGAGGAGUGAUUCAUAUAUAUGUGGACAAGAAAUCUACUGAGGGAAAUGUAUAUGUGAAGUGCCCAAGCAUCCCCGCUGCAAUGGCUGCUGUCAGUGCAUUACAUGGACGCUGGUUUGGAGGUAAAAUGAUCAAAGCAGCAUACGUCCCUCUGCCAACAUACCACAAUCUUUUCCCAGAGUCAGUGCAAGCUACACAACUUCUUAUGCCGACUCGCCGGUGAUCCCUGGAGCUUAAAUUUUUCAGGCUUUCUCUUUUUAAUAAUUUUGGCAAAUUAUUAAUAUUCAAUUCCUGCAAGCUUUGUGUAUGUUUAUGCCCGUACAUCUCUUGGGCAUUAAAGAAGUUUAUGUGGUAGUUUUCUAUGUACAGCGUUUUUUGUUUCCUUUCUUGGUGGGCCUUUUGAACCCUUAUCGUUUAUACAGUUUUCAGGGUUUGUUUUCUUCCGCACAUUUGUCUGUGAUUGGCAUGAGUUUGACUAGAAGACAUGUACAGUUACCCACACAAACCUACAACUAUUGAAUCUUUUUUGAGUGACUUAAAAUCUAGUAGCUUUGGUUAAAUAUCUGCAUACAGUGUUUUGGGCUCUAUGAGCUGAAGGAAUAUUAAAACGACUGAUAUCCUGUGUGUUCAUAGAGGCCAUUAUGGGUUUUGAUGCACUGUCUUUUUCUAAUUGAGACUUGAUUUUGUAAAGUCCUUAAUGAACAGUUCAUUUCAAAUAAAGCCAUGAUGCUGG
This is a messenger RNA of Tachysurus vachellii, 2632 nucleotides long. RefSeq names its product RNA binding motif protein 39a (gene rbm39a). Gene Ontology annotation, molecular function: RNA binding. The record is from RefSeq and is a predicted model, not a curated record. The transcript has 17 exons. Gene Ontology annotation, biological process: mRNA processing. Bases 1010 to 2122 code for a protein of 370 amino acids. NCBI's taxonomy places the organism in Eukaryota, Metazoa, Chordata, Actinopteri, Siluriformes, Bagridae. Gene Ontology annotation, cellular component: nucleus.